GUGCCCCGGUGCUCAUUGUGCAGCCGAGGAAACAUCGCAAGGUUUCGACGACGUUGGUAUGAAAUGGCAGAAACUGCUUGUGUCGCGGAAGCACAAAGAUUAGGUUGCGUUGAAGCUACACAUGUCUUUUGCAAUGAUCCUGGCCUGCUAGUGUGAGGGAAACGGGAGCGUAUCCGGAGGAAAAAAGGGAUUACAGAGCUGUUUUUUCUCUGAAAAAAAAAAAAAAAAAAAAAAAAAAAAAACAACAAAAAAACGUCCGGGGUUGUGUCUCUCCAGCGGGCAGCAAACGGAGACUGCGGGUCGACACUGUUGGAAUUAACCGGAGAGGGUCUUGAGAGGAGAGCUCCACUUGGAUGCCCAGUCACAGCGUUUGUCCAAGGCUUCACCAUGAACCGGAACAAGCGUGAAAAGGAGUACUACAGUAUAGAUGUGGGCGAUUCAACUUUUAUGGUUUUAAAGCGCUACCAGAACCUCAGACCCAUCGGAUCCGGAGCACAGGGAAUCGUCUGUUCAGCGUAUGACCACAACUUGGAGAGGAACGUCGCCAUCAAGAAGCUGAGCCGGCCCUUUCAGAAUCAAACUCACGCAAAACGGGCCUACAGAGAACUGGUGCUCAUGAAAUGUGUCAACCACAAGAACAUUAUCGGCCUAUUAAAUGUAUUCACACCACAGAAGACACUGGAAGAAUUCCAAGAUGUGUAUCUAGUGAUGGAGCUGAUGGAUGCCAACCUCUGCCAGGUGAUUCAGAUGGAGCUGGACCAUGAGAGACUCUCCUACCUGCUCUACCAGAUGCUGUGCGGAAUCAAACACCUGCACAGUGCCGGCAUCAUACACAGGGACCUGAAGCCCAGCAACAUCGUGGUGAAGUCUGACUGCACACUGAAGAUCCUGGACUUCGGCCUGGCCAGGACAGCCGCCACCGGCCUCCUCAUGACGCCCUACGUGGUCACCCGCUACUACCGCGCCCCCGAAGUCAUCCUGGGCAUGGGAUACCAGGCCAAUGUUGAUGUCUGGUCUGUUGGCUGCAUCAUGGCUGAAAUGGUCCGGGGUAGUGUGUUGUUUCCAGGCACUGAUCAUAUCGACCAGUGGAAUAAGGUGAUCGAACAGCUGGGCACGCCGUCUCAGGAGUUCCUGAUGAAGCUCAACCAGUCAGUGAGGACCUACGUGGAGAACAGGCCACGGUAUGCUGGCUACAGCUUCGAGAAGCUCUUCCCUGAUGUCCUGUUUCCUGCAGACUCUGAACACAACAAACUGAAAGCGAGCCAAGCCCGAGACCUACUAUCUAAGAUGCUGGUAAUAGACGCGUCAAAGCGGAUCUCAGUGGAUGAGGCUCUCCAGCACCCUUAUAUCAACGUGUGGUACGACCCUACUGAAGUGGAGGCACCACCACCCGUGAUCACAGACAAGCAGCUGGAUGAGAGAGAGCACACAGUGGAGGAGUGGAAAGAGUUGAUAUAUAAAGAAGUGUUGGACUGGGAAGAAAGGACAAAGAAUGGCGUCAUCAGGGGACAGCCAGCGUCCAUAGCACAGGUGCAGCAGUGAGCAGCAGCCCGCAGCAGCACCACCAGCACCACACCUCCACGUCCUCCUCCGCCGACGUCUCCUCCAUGUCCACUGACCCGACCCUGACCGACACCGACAGCAGCCUGGAGACGGCCAGCGCCGCCGCUGUCCCCGCCGCCGCCGCUGCUGC
Molecule: messenger RNA, 1693 nt
Organism: Morone saxatilis (striped sea-bass)
Lineage: Eukaryota; Metazoa; Chordata; Actinopteri; Moronidae
Gene: mapk8b
Product: mitogen-activated protein kinase 8b
Exons: 12
Coding region: 388-1542 (384 amino acids)
Biological process (GO): JNK cascade; protein phosphorylation
Cellular component (GO): cytoplasm; nucleus
Molecular function (GO): JUN kinase activity; ATP binding
Source: RefSeq, a predicted model, not a curated record